Messenger RNA from Dipodomys ordii (Ord's kangaroo rat), 2776 nucleotides. It is a transcript of the gene Elac2, whose product is annotated as elaC ribonuclease Z 2. Gene Ontology annotation, cellular component: mitochondrion. The coding region runs from base 14 to 2413 and encodes 799 amino acids. The record is from RefSeq and is a predicted model, not a curated record. NCBI's taxonomy places the organism in Eukaryota, Metazoa, Chordata, Mammalia, Rodentia, Heteromyidae. Gene Ontology annotation, molecular function: 3'-tRNA processing endoribonuclease activity. Gene Ontology annotation, biological process: mitochondrial tRNA 3'-end processing. The transcript has 22 exons.
CUGAACGGGGCGCAUGUGGGCGCUGUGCAGGCUGCUGCGGUCGGGGGCCGGGCGCGCCAUGUCACAGGGGCCCGCCCGCCGCCAGCGGCCCCCCAAGGACCCGCUUCGACACCUGCGCACCCGGGAGAAGCGGGGCGCGUCCUGGGAGCCCGGGAGCCCCAACACGGUGUACCUGCAGGUGGUGGCCGCGGGCGGCAGGGAUGUGGGCGCUGCGCUCUAUGUCUUCUCCGAGUACAACCGGUAUCUCUUCAAUUGUGGAGAAGGCAUCCAGAGACUCAUGCAGGAACACAAACUGAAAGUUGCUCGCUUGGACAACAUAUUCCUGACACGAAUGCACUGGGCUAAUGUUGGGGGCUUGUGUGGAAUGAUUCUUACUUUGAAGGAAACUGGGCUUCCGAAGUGUGUGCUCUCUGGACCUCCACAACUGCCAGGAAAAGCUAUGUUUGUAAGCACAAACCUCUUCCUUGGCACACGUGCCUGGAUCUGGGUGGAGAGUGGGAAGUGUGCUCAGAAAGAUGACAGGACUUGCCAUUUGCAGCCCUCAAGUCCUGGCACUGGUGUUCAGCUCACCUGGUGGAGCUCAGGGCCUGGCAUGCCCACUGGUGUCAGCCGGACAGUUGGUGGUAGGGACCCUUCCUUGGUGGUAGCUUUUGUCUGUAAGCUGCACAUGAAGAAAGGGAACUUCCUGGUGCUUAAAGCGAAGGAGCUGGGCCUCCCCGUGGGGACAGCCGCCAUCGCCCCCAUCAUUGCAGCCGUCAAGGACGGGAAGAGCAUUAUUCAUGAAGGAAGAGAGAUUUUGGCUGAAGAGCUGUGUACACCCCCAGAUCCUGGUCUUGCAUUUAUAGUGGUUGAAUGUCCAGAUGAAGGCUUCAUCCAGCCCAUCUGUGAGAAUGAUACCUUUAAGAGGUACCAGGGAAACCCCAACACUCCAGUGGCCCUGGUGGUCCACAUGGCCCCAGAGUCUGUGCUCAUGGACAGCAGAUACCAGCAAUGGAUGGAGAGGUUUGGGCCUGACACCCAGCACCUGAUCCUGAAUAAGAAAUGUCAGUCAGUCCACAAUCUUCGCAGCCACAAGAUUCAAACGCAGCUCAACCUCAUCCACCCGGACAUCUUCCCUCCACUCACCACUUUCCACAGUAAGGAGGAAGGGCCGGCUCUCAGUGUGCCUGUGGUUCAGGGUGAAUGCCUCCUCAAGUACCAGCUCCGCCCCAGGAGGGAGUGGCAGAGGGAUGCUAUUAUUACUUGCAACCCUGAAGAAUUCAUAGCCGAGGUCCUGGAGCUCCCCAACUUCCAGGAGAGCGUGCAGGAGUAUAGGAAGAGCACGCAGGAUAGCCUGGCCCCAGCAGAGAAAAGAAACCAGUAUCCAGAAGUCGUCUUCCUGGGGACAGGGUCUGCCAUCCCAAUGAAGAUUCGGAACGUUAGCGCCACACUGGUCAACAUAAGUCCUGACAAGUCUCUGCUACUGGACUGUGGCGAAGGCACGUUUGGGCAGCUGUACCGCCAUUACGGAGAGCAAGUGGAUCAGGUCCUGGCGAACCUGGCUGCUGUGUUUGUGUCCCACUUGCACGCAGACCACCACACAGGCUUGCUGCACAUCCUGCUAGAGAGAGAACGUGCCUUGGCAGCCCUAGGGAAGCCCUUCCACCCCCUGCUGGUGGUGGCCCCCACCCAGCUCAGACCCUGGCUGCAGCAGUACCACAACCAGUGCCAGCAGAUUCUGCACCAUGUCAGUAUGAUUCCUGCCAAAUGCCUUCGUCAAGAAGCCGAGGUCUCAGACCCCUCAACGGAAAGUCUGAUCCGAUCACUGUUAAAAACCUGUGAUUUGGAAGAGUUUCAGACAUGCCUGGUCCGGCACUGCAAGCAUGCUUUUGGCUGUGCACUGGUGCACACAUCUGGCUGGAAAGUGGUAUACUCUGGGGAUACCAUGCCCUGCGAGGCUCUCGUCCAGAUAGGGAAAGAUGCCACCCUGCUGAUUCAUGAAGCCACUCUGGAGGAUGGCUUGGAAAUGGAAGCCAUAGAAAAGACACACAGCACCACCUCCCAAGCUAUUGGUGUGGGGAUGCGGAUGAAUGCAGAGUUCAUCAUGCUUAACCACUUCAGCCAGCGCUAUGCCAAGAUCCCCAUCUUCAGCCCUGACUUCAACGAGAAAGUCGGAAUCGCCUUUGACCACAUGAAGAUCUGCUUUGGAGACUUCCCAACCGUGCCCAAGUUGAUUCCACCAUUGAAAGCCCUGUUUGCUGGUGAUAUCGAGGAGAUGGAGGAGCGCAGGGAGAAGCGGGAGCUGAGGAUGGUACGGGCUGCCCUCCUGUCUCAGGAGCAGGCGGGCAGCCCGGUGGACAGGGAGCCCCAGCAGAAACGGGCCCAUGCGGAGGGGCCGCAGAGCCCACAGAGCAAGAAGCUCAGAGCCCAGUGAGCUCCAAAGGCUGCAUCUUGUGCUCUACAUGGCACCGAUGCCUGCUUCUCUCAUCCCCGUGGGAGUCCGAGAGUGCCUUCUGCCAGGAGGAACGACUCAGGACAGGAGUGUGGAGUCCUGCAUGGGUUCUGGCUCAGCAUUGAUCUGCCAGACACCACCCAUGACUGGUGCCUGACACAGCUGCAGGACAGGAGGCUGUGUGGUGGAAGACAGUGGAAAUGAGGAGUCACACAUGGAAAUGGGCAGCGCCUUACCUCUAGCACACUGGUUCCCUUGGCACACUGGAGAAGCUGGUUAAGUAGCCCAGACUCCAGAAGUAGUAUUCCAAAGAAUCAGGUGCAAUAAAGCUUGAGUUUGGAAUCC